Molecule: messenger RNA, 2917 nt
Organism: Aplysia californica (California sea hare)
Lineage: Eukaryota; Metazoa; Mollusca; Gastropoda; Aplysiida; Aplysiidae
Product: glucose-6-phosphatase 2
Exons: 7
Coding region: 269-1276 (335 amino acids)
Biological process (GO): gluconeogenesis; glucose 6-phosphate metabolic process
Cellular component (GO): membrane
Molecular function (GO): glucose-6-phosphatase activity
Source: RefSeq, a predicted model, not a curated record
UCAACUUUCCACAUCACAAUAAUAUUCAAUGGCUCAGCUCGGUCAACAGUAGAGUGUAUAAAGAAUAGAUCUUGAUCUAAACUGCAUCUCUUCAGUUUGAGUUAAAAUUAAUGGCCCCGAGUUCUUUACAGUGAAUUUCGUAGUUUAAAAAAUUUCAGAACGAAAUUCAGCAUUCAACAGCUGACUUUUUCUACCUCUUUGGGGCGUAUUGUUAUCGGAUCCGUCGUAUUGACAUUGUAUUGUUAUUUCAGAUCUUUGAUUGAUUGAAAUGCAGGGGUUGUCGGAUUCUAUUCACAUAUGGGGCGUUGGCGUGAUACAGCAAACGCAGAGGACGUUUCAGGGGCAGAGUCAGCUGAUGUUGCUGCUGUCCCACUUCGGAGACCCUCGAUUUGCCUUCACUUUAUAUUUUCCUGCUGCUUACUAUCUGCAUCGAUCUAUUGGGGUUCGAGUCCUAUGGGUGGCCGCCAUAUCUGAGUGGUUGAAUGCUGUUUGCAAGUGGAUCUUGUGUGGUGAGCGACCUUACUGGUGGGUACAUGAGUGUGGAUUAUAUGCGGAGGGGGAGGUGCCACAACUUAAUCAGUACAGCAUAACAUGUGAAACUGGGCCUGGAAGUCCUUCAGGCCAUGCAAUGAUCACAUCAGCUGUGUGGUAUAUCCUGGUCUCAGAUUUAAUACAUUACAAGGAAGUCCAGAGUGUCUUGUUCAAGUGUGUACUGUGGUCAGUGUAUGGCCUCAUGAUGUCUGCAGUCUGUGUGUCCAGGUUGUUUAUUGCCACUCACUUCCCACAUCAAGUGAUAGCCGGAGUACUCGUUGGUAUCAUUUUAGCCAAACUGUUCAACUCAGUCUCCACCUCGGCCAUGACCUUGAGGACGUACCUAGUCGCCUCCACUGUCCUGUCAGCAGUUGCUGUUCUUACCUACUGUCUGGUAUUUGCCUUUGGCCUCGACCCAUUUUGGUCAGUGUCCUUGGCCUUGAAAAGGUGCGCUCUUCGAGACUGGGUGCACUUGGACACAACUUUGUUUUACUCCCUGAUUCGUGACAUCUCUUCCCUGCUAGGGCUUGGUUUUGGACUGUGGCUAGACAAGAGAUUAACGGGAAAUGGGAAGUCCCCGUUCAGGCCUUUAGUUCAUCUGCCGCUUGCUUUAGCCGUGACUCUGGCAUCAGAAAGUCUCAAAUUUCCUCAGGAUAAUAUGAUGUUGUUUUAUGCUUUGGGAUUUUUGAAACAUUUCUUUGUUGUGUGUGUUGUAGUAGCAGGCGUGUCAAGGGUUAAUUUAUGACAGAAGGAAUAACUCUAUAUAGCACACUGAGUCGUGUCUGUCUUUGUUGAGGUUUUUGGAAUGCCUGUGCACUGUAUGUCUUGCCCAAAAUAAAACAAUGUGAAGCUGUCAAAGCUGCAUACAAGGAUAAAUGAGUUUGAAGACAAUUUGAACAAUGUAUGUGUACACAGGGUCUUGGUAUUGUGCUCUAGAAACUUCUUAACUCAUUUAUUUGUUGCAUAGUUAUGAACUUAUCUUGCAUCUUCUCAAAACUAAGCCUAGUGUUUUAAGGCACUUGCAACUGCAUAAGGUCAUUUGAGCGCAAACUAGGCUUUAGUUAGUGAUUUAAUACUAAUAUGCAAGUCUUGUUGGCAAUCUCUGAUAACCGACUUUUACACAUGAUGCUCAGUACUUUUAUAUAUGUUGAAUUAUAUACUGUAGGCUGAAAUAUUUCUAUGUGAAUAAGGUGUGGAGAAAAGAGAAAAUGUUGACAGUGGCAUAGGAAUUAAACCAGUAUUUUCUUUGAAAAGUUAAUUUUAUUUAAAUAGAAUAUGAUUAUUUAACAACUCUGCUGGAAAACCGCACGCUUACAGUCAAGCAUGGAUAACUCGAACACUUCAGGGUUGACAUAUAAUGUAUUUUUGAUACAUGAAAGUCAACUACGGAGGAGUUGAUGUUUCUAUGGAGGAGUAAAAAAAAGAUCAUCUCAUCUGAAGUUCAACGAUACUGUUGGGACCUGUAAACAUGUAGAGGUGCUGGGACCCGGGGAAAAAGAUCAGCUUAACCGAAGAUCAACUCGAACAAGUUUAAUACAAGUGGAGUCGACUGUACAUCCAUAAUUGGAAUAAACUGUGAUAACGAAAAAUACGAGAGAUAUUGAAGAAACUCAAGGGAAUUAAAUGUAACAAAAUAUUAUUGGAUAAUUAAGUGUAUUCUCUUCUCUGUCAUCAUGAAAAGUAACCAGUAUUAAUAAAAGGAUAGAAGGAUGGAUAGUGCUCACACUUUGUUCGGUGUCAAAGCUAGAGAAAGGAAGAGUGGGAUACUGAUGAGCCUUACAACUGAAAAAAAAAAGGUUGUUCUUAACUGAGUUUUUUCCAGUUACCUAAAGCUGAUGCACUAUGUCUUAUUAAUUUAUAACCCCAAAACCUUGCCUCCAACUUCUAAAUUGCGGAAACAAAGGCUUAGUCAUUAACUAAAAAAGUUGGAAAGGGAAUAGAACAAGUAAAAACUAGCACUAUAUGAAACAAAACAGUUGUCACUAGUAUCGUCUGAUGGGGAACAGAGUUAUUGGCGCUCCCAGCGUCUGAUGGGUUUUAAAGAGUUAAGUAAGGUCACCGUCAUGACUAUGUUAUCAGCUCUGGUCAGAGCAUGCCACGACCCCUCUAGUAUUAUUACUUCCCAAACCAUGGGGCCUAUUUUCACAUUCAAACAACCACACUCACAAAACACAUACAGUGGAAACCUUGUAUAACAGGCCCUGUUAUAAUAGGAAUCCGGUAAUAACAGGGAUUUUUUAAAUCCCCAUUUUUUUUCUACUCUUUGUCUCUUUUAAGAGUUAUUGGCAAUAAAAGGGUCUCAUCAGAGCCCAAUCGGUUAUAGCAGGGACAGAGGCUCUUUCACAGUGUGUAAAAAGUAAGAGAGAGAGAGACAGAUAGAGAGACA